Fonsecaea multimorphosa CBS 102226 is the source of this 1308-nucleotide messenger RNA. RefSeq lists its product as uncharacterized. The transcript is spliced from 4 exons. The record is from RefSeq and is a predicted model, not a curated record. Lineage: Eukaryota; Fungi; Ascomycota; Eurotiomycetes; Chaetothyriales; Herpotrichiellaceae. The coding region runs from base 1 to 1308 and encodes 435 amino acids.
AUGGUGUCGCUUCUUUAUGCUUUGUUCUUGGGCAGCGCGUCGUUGUGUGCUGCCCUUCCUGUCGCCGAGAAGCGCGCCGUGACGGCGCUGGACCAGGCUUCCUUUGAGGAAGCUCAGCAGCGAGACGAUACGGCCACGAGAGCCUUUUCGUCGAUCCCAAUCAAGACCUCGGAUGGACAGUGUCUCUUCGUCGACGAGUUGUCGGGAGAUUUCCGCGCCAAUUUGACACCGAUCCAAGUCGGUGCCUGCAACGGCAGCAUUGCACAACAAUGGGACAUCAUCACCGCCGGCAAGCAUGACAACGUGCCGGGAUCCAUGCUGAUUGUUAGCACCUUGACACAAGCUUGCUUCAACUUCGACCCCCGACGUGCUGCUGGGAAUCAGGUCCUUCUGUUCUCCUGCGGUGGACGUGCCGAUGGCAGUGGCUCUGUGACCAACUCCCAGCUUUUCCCCUUCAAUGGCAGUGCUGGCCCUCUUUCAUUGACCCCUGAGAAUGCACCUGGAGACUGUUUGACCGUGAAUGGAGCGCUCAUCGACAUAGCCGCCUGCAACGCGGCUGAUCCUAAUCAAUCCUUCACUUUCGACGAUGCUGGUGCUGCUGUCAGCACUACUGUGGACGCUGCAUCCCCUACCGUUGUGACUGCUUCUGCGCCAACUUCGACUGCACCUGCCUUAACCACUACUGUGGCGGCCGUCUCAACCUCUGUAGCGCUAGUUUCAACCACACCAUCACCUACCGUUGCAGCAAGCACGGCAUCGACUGCAUCGGCCUCUAUAAUCUCCGUUUCUCGCGCUGGCAGUGUCCUUAACCCCUCCGCGGCCGCAGAAGCAAAUCCUCGCGACGACACGGCCACACGCGCCUUCUCGUCCGUCUCGAUCAAAUCGGCCUCGGGCCUGUGUCUCUUCAUCGACCCCACGGCCGGCGACUUCCGAGAGAAUCUGAUACCGAUCGUACUCCAGCCAUGUGAUGGAAGCCCCAACCAGAGCUGGGACUUCAUCACCGCGGGAGUCCACAAUAACCAACCAAAUUCCACAUUGAUCGUGAGCACCCUGACAGAGGGGUGCUUGAAUUUCGAUCCCAGGAGGGCUGCCGGAGAUACAGUGAUUAUGUUCAGUUGUGGAGGACGGGCGGAUGGCAGUGGUCUAGUCACCAAUAGUCAGCUUUUCACCUUCACGGCGGGCGAGACCAGCUUGACACUCCAGCCGGAGAAUGGUGAUGGGACCGUGUGCCUGGUGGCAGAUGCAGCGGGAAGGCUGGAUCAGGCGACUUGUAGCGACGAUCCAAGCCAGGUAUUCACCAUCGGCUAA